Molecule: messenger RNA, 2589 nt
Organism: Drepanopeziza brunnea f. sp. 'multigermtubi' MB_m1
Lineage: Eukaryota; Fungi; Ascomycota; Leotiomycetes; Helotiales; Drepanopezizaceae
Biological process (GO): amine metabolic process
Molecular function (GO): copper ion binding; primary methylamine oxidase activity; quinone binding
Source: RefSeq, a predicted model, not a curated record
AUGGCUCUCGAUAGACUCAAGUCCGUUGCCCAGCACUUGUCUGGCACUGCUUCUCUUCCCCACCCAUUCGAUCCCCUCAGCAAUGCGGAGAUUGAGGCCGCAGUAGCCAUCAUUAGUAAGGAGCAUGGCGAGCUUUCAUACAAUGCCGUGACGCUGCGUGAGCCUCCAAAGAAGGAGAUGCUAAAGUGGUUGGAGGCGCCGGAGACCGCCCCGCUACCGACGAGGAUUGCAGAUGUAGUUGCUCUUGCGCCGGGUGCGAAGGUGUACGAUGGAUUAGUAGAUCUGAGGGCCGAGAAGGUCAUCAAGUGGGAACAGAUGGAAGGAGUGCAGCCGUUGAUCACCAUGGAGGAUCUGCAGAUUGUCGAGCACGUUGUACGAGAGGAUCCCAAGGUCAUUGAACAAUGUGUGAUCAGCGGCAUUCCAGCAGAGGAUAUGCACAAAGUUUACUGCGAUCCGUGGACGAUUGGCUACGACCACAGAUUCGGCAGCAAUGUCAGAUUACAGCAAGCUCUGAUGUACUACCGCCCCCACGUAGACGACUGUCAAUACUCCUUUCCCCUAGACUUCUGCCCCAUCUUUGACGCCGACAGGCAAGAGAUCAUCCACAUCGACAUUCCCGACGUCCGUAGACCUGUCAGCAAGGCGAAACCCAAUAACUACCACCCAGCCAGCAUCGAAGCCGAAGGCGGAUACCGGACCGAUAUCAAGCCAAUCAACAUCACACAACCGGAAGGUGUCUCGUUUAAGAUCGAGGGACGGAGCAUCAAUUGGCAAAACUGGAAUGUGCAUGUUGGCUUCAACUAUAAAGAGGGGAUUGUGCUGAACAAUAUUACGUACAAUGACAAGGGGACCGUCAGACCUAUCUUUUACAGAUUGUCGUUAGCCGAAAUGGUGGUUCCGUAUGGAAACCCGGAGCAUCCUCAUCAACGGAAACACGCUUUCGACUUGGGAGAAUAUGGCGGAGGGUACAUGACCAACAGUCUGUCUCUGGGCUGUGAUUGCAAAGGAGCAAUUCACUACAUGGACGCCGCAUUUGUGAACCGUGCAGGCCAAAGUACGACUAUCAAGAAUGCCAUCUGUAUCCACGAAGAGGAUGCAGGUAUCCUGUUUAAACACACCGAUUUCCGUGACGACUCGGUUAUCGUGACCCGAGGUCGCAAGCUCAUCAUCUCCCAUAUCUUCACUGCCGCUAAUUAUGAGUACUGUGUGUACUGGAUCUUCCAUCAAGAUGGAACCGUCCAAUUGGAGAUCAAACUCACUGGUAUCUUAAACACCUACGCCAUGAACCCCGGCGAGGAUACCCACGGCUGGGGCACAGAAGUCUACCCAGGUGUCAACGCACACAAUCAUCAACAUCUCUUCUGUCUGCGAAUCGACCCCAACAUUGAUGGCUCAAACAACACCGUCUUUCAGGUUGAUGCUGCACAGGGCGCAGGUGAAGUCGGUAGCAAGGAAAACGCAUACGGAAACGCUUUCUAUGCCAAGAAGACAAAGUACACUACUGUGAGCGAAGCAGUUGCCGAUUAUGAUGGAGCGACGUCCCGAACCUGGGAGAUGGCCAACGAGAACAAAUUGAAUCCAUACAGUCACAAGCCAGUUUCGUAUAAGCUGGUGAGUAGAGAGGUUCCGCGCUUGCUGCCAAAGGAAGGUUCUUUGGUGUGGAAGCGAGCUGGUUUCGCUAGGCAUGCUGUUCACGUCACCAAAUACGACGAUGACCAAAUCCUCCCCGCCGGACGCCAUGUUCCCCAGACAUCGGGCGAGCCCUCGCGCGGUAUCCCAGAAUGGAUAGCUAACGGCGAUGCAUCGAUCGAGAACACCGAUAUUGUGCUAUGGCACACUUUUGGCAUCACCCAUUUCCCCUCUCCGGAAGACUACCCAGUAAUGCCCGCCGAGCCAAUGACGCUGCUCCUCCGCCCCCGCCACUUCUUUUUACGGAACCCAGCGCUCGAUGUCCCGCCUAGCUACAGCUCUACCCCUUCUCAGAUCGCUGGGAAGGGACCGGUGCUGGAUGCGGCUGACAAAAUGAGCAAGUUGGUCGUUACGGGUGGGGAUGCGAGCUCUUGCCAGAAUCGUCCACCUGAAUAUGUCAAAGUCACCAAAGUUCUUCGAAACGUUCAGAAUCAUCAAUUCCUCAAUACUUCUACUUCAAUCCUCGCCAACGAUACCGUUCCCCCAAAAUGGCUAUCCCAAGCACUUGCUGUGGUAAGAGCGGCCAAGGCUGCGUCUGCGCAACCCAAGCCAGAUGUUCGUGCGGCGAGAAGUCUGCUCUGCAAUGCACCUGUGACAAGGCCAGCACCGAGAACAAGAUCGCCGGAGCUCGCUGCUCAUGCCGUACGUCGUCGCAUUAACCACUGCCCCGCGCGCCUCGAUUCCUGGGGAGACAAGCCACAGCAUUCUGACAAGCAAGGAAAACAAACAGGUGCCCGUCCUGCCGGAUCGUGCACAUGCGAUCGUGCCUCCACCGAGAACUCGACCCCCAGCGGCUCGCUCUGCUCCUGUGGCGCGAGACCUGCCGAUGCCUGCACUUGUGAGAAGGCUGCAGAUGGCGGAUCCAACCCUAAUGAGACGGACUUCACUACCAAGGCAUAG